Molecule: messenger RNA, 975 nt
Organism: Ambispora leptoticha
Lineage: Eukaryota; Fungi; Glomeromycota; Glomeromycetes; Archaeosporales; Ambisporaceae
Source: the annotation of a GenBank genome assembly
AUGCCUCCACAAGUAGCUAUGCACGCUAGUCAAUCACCAGACUCCCAGGCUAUUAACGAACAAACUAUUGCUGAAUUGAUGCAGCAAGGUUUCGUCUCUGAAGCAGAAGAAUUGCUACCCCCACCACCUCAUUUACCACCAACCUCUGCUUUCUCCACAGAUGCACAAACACAAGAAGGAUCUGAUGGACCAGAUUAUCAUGAAUUUUUAUGUCAAUAUCUUUACCAGAAUUUUGUCAAUGGUGAAUUUUGCAACUUGCUAGUCCACGUUCCAUUUAGAGAACCCCCGUACCAGCUCCACGCCCAUAUUGUCUCAAAAUCACCGUAUUUAUUUCACUUACUUACCAACGCUGUUGCGACAACGGAAUCAGAUUACACUCAUCCUAUAAGUAUAGCUCUUAACGAACUCGUUGAUCCAUACAUCACCGAUGAAGCGUUCACCAUUUGUUUGUCGCACCUCUACCUCUCGCAAAUGCACUGUGUGACUGGUGAGAAUGCGCAUCAUGUUUUGGCGGCAGCCUCGUUCCUUGGGAUAGGUGAUCUGUGCGAAUUCUCUGCCAAUGCAGCAUGCGAAAAUAUCAACGAGCAUAAUGUUGUGGCAUAUAUCGAAUGGUCGGAUCACGCUAGUCCAUACGGCGGGUACACGCAACAGAUUCGUGAACGAGCCUAUACUUUUCUAUUACGCGAUUUUCCAGAGAUGACAUCUGCUUUCGGGGAGAAUGGAUCCACUGGACCUGGCUACAAACGAUUAUGUGGCUAUUACGUUCAAUUACCAUUCGAUCUGCUUAGACUCUGCUUAGAAAGCAAGGAAUUACAAGUGCCUUCUGUGCAAAAACGCGUACAGCUGGCGCAAGAUGUUGUCACCACAUGGAAUCAAAUGAAUAGCAACGAGCAAGCGAUAGUGACUACCGGAUUCACGGAGGAUCAAGCAGUAUUAAUCAGCAAAACUACGUCGCGAAGGAUCAAAAAGAAUUAA